Cornus florida is the source of this 1187-nucleotide messenger RNA. RefSeq names its product protein SULFUR DEFICIENCY-INDUCED 1-like. The record is from RefSeq and is a predicted model, not a curated record. The transcript has a single exon. NCBI's taxonomy places the organism in Eukaryota, Viridiplantae, Streptophyta, Magnoliopsida, Cornales, Cornaceae. The coding region runs from base 551 to 967 and encodes 138 amino acids. Gene Ontology annotation, molecular function: protein binding.
ACUAAUUAGCAAUAAACAUUCUCUACACACUAAAUUGUUAAUUUCUUUUGUUGUGCUUAAAUUAGUUUCGAAAAGUUAGUUUGGGUACUAUAAUUGUGAUUUUAUUGUUUAAUGUAUUGUUUUUAUUUUUUAGUUUUGUUUUUACGCAUUGCAUUGAACUAUAAAAAAGAAACAAGAUUUUAGAAAUAGAUAAUGUAUGAGUGGUAAUGAAAUGGUAGGGCGUUAAUUUAGUCACUAUCCUUUCUUUUCUUUUCUCUCCUCUAUCUUAUCCAAAUAAGAAUAAUUAUCCUUUCUUUUCUUUUCUCCCCUAUCUAUCCAAACACGAAUAGAAAUUAUUACUAUCCUUUUUUUUCUUUUCCUUUCUUUUCUCUCCUAACUAAUAUUAUCAUUUUUUUUCUUUUUUCUCCCGUUUAUCCAAACACACCCUUAAGUAUCUACAAUGGUAAAAGCUCGCAUUAGCACGUCAUAAGGCAUGACUCUAUGCCAGCUAUGAACUGGGAGAAUACAACACUAUUGUUAUAUCUUAACAAGUCGGGCUUGUAAAUUGUAAAUGUUGCAGAAAAAUUUGGGCUGGGCCUAUAUGCAGAAGACAAACUACAUGGCUGCAGGGGUGGUGUACCAGAAAGCCCAAAUGAUCGACCCCGAUGCCAACAAGGCGUGUAACUUGGGCCAAUGUCUGAUCAGGCAAGCCCGGUAUGACGAGGCCCGGUCAGUUCUUGAAGAUGUGCUUCAAGGUAGAUUUCCAGGUUCUAAUGAUUUGAAAUCCAAAAAUCGGGCAGAGGAAUUGUUACUGGAAGUUGAAUCCCGGCAACCGCCGGAAGAAGUGUCAAAUUUUAUGGGGCUUAAUCUUGAAGAUGACUUUGUUGAUGGGCUUGAAAAGUUGAUGACUGAUUGGGCCCCAUUCAGAUCCAGAAGGCUUCCCAUCUUUGAAGAGUUCUCUCCAUUCAGAGAUCAGUUGGCCUGUUAAAGUUUUUUCUUUUUUCUUUUUUUCCUAGAGAGGAAAUUUUGGCAAGUAAUUGAAUAUCUGUCUUAUCUUUUUGACACACUAGAAUAAACAAACAAAAAUUAAUAAUAAUAAUAAUAAUAAUAAAGAAGUAGUGUAUGAGAAUGAGAUUUAAUUGUCACCAUUUGCUAGAAGUUAUUGUUGUAGAAUUUUGAUUAUAUAUACAUAUAUAUAUAUAUAUAAU